AUGAACAAGACACCGGAAAAUUCACCAAAACAACAAAAUCAACAAGUCACACCAACCGAAGAUGACAAAAAAGAGGAAAACAAAGGAAAAGUAGGUUUUUAGGAGCGUCAAAAAUUAGAAUUGUUGAUGAUCAAGUUUUAUUUUCUCUAGACUCCAGUAGUUCCACUUCCACACGAGACUCCAGCUGCAGUUCGAACUCGUCGAAAUGUUCAAGCCGAACUUCACAUCGGAUCACCAUCCGAUAACAUGUUGUCGCCAUGUACGAGCAAACUUUUCGGAAAGAAGGUUAGAUAUUUUGAAACAUUAUGAGAAAAAUAUAUGGUUUGUUUGAAAAUUAUAUUUUGAGAAUAAUUUCUUGUAAGCCAAAGGUACCUUUCGGAAUUUUUCGUGGCAAUUCGAAUUUUUGUUUUCAGUUAAAUCGUUUCUAAUUUUUUGAGAAACUGCAUACAUUCUAGUAAUGUUUAAUCAGCCGGUCACGAUCUAUUAGUCAAAUUGAACAAUUUUAACUCACUUGUAAAAAUCACAAUGUGAAAAAAUUAGAUCAAAACUUUUUUUCAAAAAUAUGGAUAGAAUUAGAUGAAAUAGUUUUUUUAAAGAUAUAAAACACCACAUCAUGAAUAAAUUAUCCUAUCUUUUAAAUAUUCCCAUUAAUCUCCACCAGAACCCUGUUUCCAAAAUUUCAUAAUUACAGAAAGCAGUGUCUGGACCAACCGCAAUUCUUCGCAACAAACAACAAUCAACAAUCCCUUUCAAAUUGGACGACGAAUAG
Caenorhabditis angaria is the source of this 769-nucleotide messenger RNA. NCBI's taxonomy places the organism in Eukaryota, Metazoa, Nematoda, Chromadorea, Rhabditida, Rhabditidae. The record is from the annotation of a GenBank genome assembly.